Molecule: messenger RNA, 5416 nt
Organism: Capsicum annuum
Lineage: Eukaryota; Viridiplantae; Streptophyta; Magnoliopsida; Solanales; Solanaceae
Exons: 2
Coding region: 1931-2518 (195 amino acids)
Source: RefSeq, a predicted model, not a curated record
GUAACUAAAAUUCUGACACUCCUCUGAGUGCUUCAGCUCCCCUAACACAAUAGCUCUAUCCCCUUUGUCAUUCAAGAGCCUAUGAAAAUACGACUGCCAUCUAUUCUUAAUGUGGCCAUUCUUCACCAACACUUUUCCGUCUUCCUCUUUAAUGCACUUCACCUGAUCGAGGUCACGACCCUUCCUUUCCCUAGCCUUAGCGAGUCUAAACAACUUUUUUUCCCCUCCUUUCUCCUGUAACCCCGCAUACAAGCUCUCAAACCUUUGAUGCAUCAAAUAAACAAAAUUUUAAGUUGCAUGCUUCUUUGUUAUGGACUAUCAAUGACUUUCCAGCAUAUGGAAAUUUAUUGGGAUGGAGUACAAAAGGAAAACUGGCAUACCCAUUUUGUAAUAAAGACAAUUCUUCAAUUCGAUUGGCUAAUUGUAAGAAGGAGUGCUUUAUGGGUCAUCGGCGUUACCUACCUUUGAGUCAUAGAUGGAAAAAUGACAAGAAGUCAUUUGAUGGUACAACAGAGAAAAGGCACCCACCGAAGAUGCAUUCUAGAAUUGAGAUACUUCAUCAAGUGCAAGAUCUUGAAGGCCAACUAUUGACAAAGGAUCCUAAGAAGAGGAGGAAGAUAUCACAUGAAAAGCGAAAGGAUAAUUGGAACAAGAAGAGUAUCUUUUUUAAACAUCUUAAACUUCCUUAUUGGAAAUAUCUCUUGUUGCGACAUAAUUUGGAUGUUAUGCAUAUUGAAAAAAAAUAUAUGUGAUAGUUUUUUGGGGACAUUCAUGAAUGUCAAAGGAAAGACCAAAGAUACAAUGAAAACUUGAUUAGACUUGCAAGCAAUGAACAUUAGGCCGGAAUUGCACCCUAUCCAAAGAGAGAAUGAAGUCGAAGUUCCAACUGCAUGCUACACAUUUUCUCCUGAAGAAAAGCACAAAUUAUGUAUUUUCUUGAAGAAUUUAAAGGUCCCAGAUGGAUUUUCAUCUAAUAUAUCUCAAAACUUGAAAGAACACAAGAUAUUUGGUUUGAAAAAUCAUGGCUGUCAUGUUUUUUUGCAGCAUAUACUCCCUCUUGCACUUCGUGGUAUGCUGUCGAAAGAAGUGUGUGAACCUCUUAUUGAGUUGUCUUUAUUUUUUUGUGUUCUUGGAUCAAAGGAAUUGAGGAUUGAUUCAUUGAAACAUAUUGAAGAGCAAAUUCCCAUUACACUUUGCAAGUUAGAAAAGGUCUUCCCUCCUUCUUUAUUUGAUGUCAUGGUUCACUUGCCUAUUCAUUUAACUGGUGAAGCUCAGAUUGCUGGGCUUAUUCAUUAUCGGUGGAUGUAUCCUAUCGAGUGAUGGUUAUAUUUUUUGAAAUCUCUUAUUGGUAAUAGGGCAUGUCCAGAAAGUUCCAUUGCAGAGGGCUACCUUGCAAAUGAAUGUAUGACUUUAUGUUCAAGGUAUCUACAUAGAAUUGACACGAAAUUCAAUCGGCCAGAACGAAAUUAUGAUGGCGGUUUAAAGAAUUCAAAUGGAGGUUUAUCUAUAUUUUGUCAACCUGGAAAAACUCUGGGAGCUAAAGAUCCAUGUUAGCUUGAAGCAAAUGAAUUGGAACAAGCACUUAUAUAUUUUAAAGAAUUGUGAUUAUGUCUUACCAUAUCUCGAGUAUGGAGGGUUCUUUUGUAUCAUCUAGUAUUCCCAAUUUUCUUUAAGGUAAUAUUGUUUCUAUAUGACAUUUAUGGUUAACCUCAAUUUUGUAAAGAGUUUACAAAUAUGGAUAUUGCUCACGACUUGUCAGAUGUAGAAUGGGACCGAGAAUUUAUUAAAUGAUUUAAAAAUAGGGUGAGUAAUAUGGGCAACACAUAAACAUUAGAUUUGACUUCUUAAUGUUGUAUUACUCAUUCUAAAGUAUUAAAUGUAAUCUUAUGUUUAGGUCGUACAAUUGCGUAAAGCAGAUAAUAGUCGGCUCAUGGAAGAUCUUCUCUCACUUUCACGUGGUCCUACCAAAUAUUCAACACAUUGUAAUGGUUACAUUGUAAAUGGAUAUAGAUUUCAUGUAGAAGAUUAUGAUCGAUCUCUUAGGACUCAAAAUUGUGUUAUUGUUGUAGCUAGCAAGAAUGAUGAAGAUAAUGAGAUGUUUGAUUACUAUGGAGUUUUAACAGAUGUGAUGGAAUUGCAAUUUGUCCCAGAUAGAAGAGUGAUUUUGUUUCGGUGUAAUUGGUUUGAUAUGCAUGUUAAAAUAAAAGGAAUAAAAAGAGAUGAGUAUGACUAUGUAAGUGUGAAUCCGAGUAGAUUUUUGAAAACAAAUGAGCCUUUUGUUUUAGUGGAUCAAGCAUCUCAAGUGUUUUAUUCUAAUGACAAUUCCAACAAAGGCUGGCAUUUAGUGAGGAAGACUCAACCUCGUGAUUCCUAUGAGGUUGUGAAACAAAUGGAUGAUGAUGUAGAUGACUUAGAAAGUCCUUCAGAUGCUGUAGAUGAUUUAGAAAGUCCAACACAAAAGAAAUGUAAAAGAGCUGAUGAGGUGCUAUUGGUAAGGGACCAGCAGAAGGAGUUAUAAACUCUACCAUGUGUUCUAGUCAAGUAACGGGAAUGACAAUACGAAAGAGGUUCGUGGUUCGGGAGAACCAGUUUUUGCCAGUUAAUACUUCAUUACCUCCGUCUACUAAUGAGGUUAAGCCAUAUUUACAAGAAGUUGAAACAAGUAAGUUUCUCAUAUCAAAUUUCUAUUGAGGAUUUUCUGUCUGUGAAAGGUGUGGUAGCUGCUGUGGAGCUCCUGCCACACUCUAUGAAGGUUGUGGUUACUUCUUGGUGUAGUCUACUUCUUGUCAUGUUUUGUUUGAGUAGUUGUGACAGUUGCGUCACCUGUGGCUGCAUCGUGAACCUGAAAAGUGGCUCGACUAAUCAAGUUGUGCUAUUUCACUGUGUCAUCUGUUAACACUUGUUGGGAAACUGCCAGACCUAUAAAUUACCUGAUAUCACUAAUGUUAACUGACCUGAUAUCACUUUGUCUAGUUGUGACAGUUGUGUCACCUGUGGCUACGUACGAUGUUCGACCUCCCACUAUCUGCUCGUCAGUGAUAUUUUCUUUUGCCACUGUAUUAUCGCAUUUGACAUCUAUGCUCCUGAUGUAACCACCUUCAGACAAGAAGUGCUCUUAAUUCAUUUAACUCAAAAGUGUUCUUACUUCUUUUUCAAGUUAGAAGAGGUUAGUAGCAGGAAUGUGUAUCAAUUUGUGUACCGUCGUAGAUGUUGAUAAUCGUGACCAUUUUGUUCAUCUUGUAAUGAUUGGAUUUAUUUUGGAAUGAUGCAAGUUCAUUUUGUAGUGUGGUGACUUCUAAGGGAACUAAGUUCAUUUUGUAUAACUGAAUUGUGCAGAUUUUAAACUUUUAUCUUUUUUACAUGUUUCAACUUUUGGUAUUUGAUAUUUCUGUAAUUAGUUUUCUGCAUUUGCACUUAGUUUUUUGUUUCUGUAUUAUAAUUUUUUGAUUCUGCACUUCAGUUUCUGCACCAUAAUUUACUGCAAUCUGAACUUUUUUCUGUACACUUUAAUCAAUUUCUGCACUAUAUUAUUACUGAUUCUGCAUGCACUUAAGCACAUUUGGAUAAGAUUAACAAAAUAAUUUUUUAACUUAAGUGAUUAAGUGCCAGACCUAUAAAUCACCUGAUAUCACUACUUAUGUUAACUUACCUGAUAUCACUUUGACAAGUUGUGACAGUUAUGUCACCUGUGGCUGCGUCGUGAACCUGAAAAGUUGCUCGACUAAUCAAGCUGUGCUACUUCACUGACACUGGUUGGGAAACUGCCAGACCUAUAAAUUAUCUGAUAUCACUACUUAUGCUAACUUACCUGGUAUCAGUUUGACUAGUUGUGACAGUUGUGUCACAUGUGGCUGCGUCGUGAACCUGAAAAGUGGCUCGUCUGUAGUAGUUAUGCUACUUCACUGUGUCAUCUGUUAACACUGGUUGGGAAGCUGCAAGACCUUUAAAUUACCUGAUAUCACUACUUAUGUUAACUUACCUGAUAUCACUUUGACUAGUUGUGACAGUUGUGUCACCUGUGGCUGCGUCGUGAACCUGAAAAGUGUCUCGACUAAUCAAGUUGUGCUACUUCACUGUUUCAUCUUUUAACACUGCUGGUUGGGAAACUGCCAGACCUAUAAACUACCUGAUAUCACUAAUGUUAACUUACCUGAUAUCACUUUGACUAGUUCUGGCAGUUGUGUCACCUGUGGCUAUAUACGAUGUCCGACCUCCCACUAUCUGCUCAGUGAUAUUUUCUUUUGCCACUGUAUUAUCGCUUUUGACAUCUAUGCUCCUGAUGUAACCACCUUCAGACUAGAAGUGCUCUUAGUUCAUCUAACUCAAAGUGCUCUUAAUUCUUUUUCUAGUUAGAAGAGGUUAGUCGCAGGAAUGUGCAUCAAUUUGUGUACCGUCGUAGAUGUUGAUAAUCGUGACCAUUUUGUUCAUCUUGUAAUGAUGGGAUUUAUUUUGGAACAAGUUCAUUUUGUAGUGAUGACUUCUAAGCGAACUAAGUUCAUUUUGUAUAACUGAAUUGUGCAGUUUUUAAACUUUGAUCUUUUUUACAUGUUUCAACUUUUGGUAUUUGAUAUUUCUGUAAUUAGUUUUCUGCAUUUUGCACUUAGUUUUUUGUUUCUGUAUUAUAAUUUUUUGAUUCUGCACUUAUUUCAGUUUCUGCACCAUAAUUUACUGCAAUCUGCACUUUUUUCAGUUUCUGCACCAUAAUUUACUGCAAUCUGCACUUUUUUCUGUACACUUUAAUCAAUUUCUACACUAUAUUAUUACUGAUUCUGCAUGCACUUAGAGCCCAUUUGGAUAAGAUUAAUAAGUUAUUAAGUGCCAGACCUAUAAAUCACCUGAUAUCACUACUUAUGUUAUCUUGCCUGAUAUCACUUUGACUAGGUGUGACAGUUACGUCACCUGUGGCUGCAUCGUGAACCUGAAAAGUGGCUCGACUAAUCAAGUUGUGCUACUUCACUGUGUCAUCUGUUAACCCUGGUUGGGAAACUGCUGGUACCUUUUAUUUUGCCCAUUUCAAUCCAAGUGGGAAAUCAUAUUCUGCCCAGACAUCCCAACUCCCGAUUACAAGAUAAUAGCUGGAUAUGCCACUCACUCCAGGGUGCACAAUGCAUGUAUUUUCAAAUGAAGAUCCUUUUUAGGAGUGAAACAAUAUGGUCCUGUUACAGCUGUCAUAUUAAACUUAAAAUGUUAAGCUCAUACAACUAUAUAUUUGUUUUGGAAGGUUCUAUUGGGAAAGAGCAAUGAAAAGGACUUGCAAGCUCUACCAUGUUUUAUUGUCAAGUAAUGGCAACAACGAUGAAUAAGAUUUCUGUGGUUCGUGAGAAUGAGUAUAUGCAAGUUGAUACUCCAUUUUGUCCAUCAACUAAUCAAGUUAAGCAACAAACCAAAGAGGCUGAAUCAAGUUUGUUUUUUUCAA